Molecule: messenger RNA, 1027 nt
Organism: Bradysia coprophila
Lineage: Eukaryota; Metazoa; Arthropoda; Insecta; Diptera; Sciaridae
Product: 3-oxo-5-alpha-steroid 4-dehydrogenase 2-like
Biological process (GO): lipid metabolic process
Molecular function (GO): oxidoreductase activity, acting on the CH-CH group of donors
Source: RefSeq, a predicted model, not a curated record
UUUAACGAUUAAGGUGAUGCGGUCUCUGGAUAGUACGAUAUUUUCGUGUGUGUACGAUGUAGCAUGGUCGAACAGUGACCAAGAUUUGUUCGAUAAGAUUUCCGUCGCAAUGACCGUGUUCGUAAUGGGUUCGCUUGUAUUAAAUUUGGUCGGACCAGUUCGAUAUGGAAAAUCAGCGUCGUUUAUUUCGACGCAUCCGAAUUACCUAAAUUACAAUCUAACUUCGAAAUUUGUGUGGAGGUAUGGCUUCAUAGCCACAAUUCUUGUGCCACUUCUGAUGGUCUUCGUCACCCCAUGUUCGAAAAUUGGAAACUUUUGUAAUGCUGCUGGCCUGACGAUUGAUUGCCUACAUUAUUUUAAUCGGACAAUUAUUUAUCCGUCGAAAAUCUCGCCGAAAGCUACGCCUCAAACUCUGUGGUUCUUCCUGCUAAUGGUUCUGAUAACAACGCUACAUGGAUUCAUCCAAUCACAUCAUUUACUGAACGUUCACACUUCAAGCGUUACCUCUUUGACCUAUUUGGGCAUAUUGCUCUACAUCGUCGGUGCAUCAAUUAAUUCCUACCACGAUAAUCUACUCAUUAAUUUGAGGAACACAUCGACCACAGCAGGUAGAUUGGACAGCAGCUCCAAUUACAAAAUUCCUACAGGAGGCAUUUUCGAAUACGUUUCGUGUGCCAACUAUCUCGGCGAAUUGAUGGAAUGGUGGGGUUAUUUCAUGGUGACGAAAGGUUAUCCGCAGUUCCUGUUCGCAAUAUUUGCGACUGCAUUUUUGGGAUGUCGGUCCAGAUUUGCUCACAAAUUCUACAAGGACAAGUUUGGUGGUGAGUAUCCGGACCACAGGAAAGCGAUAAUUCCAUUUAUUUACUGAUGAGAGGUGUAUUGUAUUGAUCUGGAUUGUAAGGAACUCUGGUACGGUCGGGGAAAUUUUGUUGCUUUUUAUUUACAAAUUCACGCCAUAGUAUGUCUCUCAGAAUAUGAAUUUUAAGUAAACGAAUGAUUAAAAAAUGAACCGAAAAAUACAUUUCAA